AUGAAGCUCUCACACUGCUUCGCUGCGCUACCAUUACUUUCUCUCGCUCAUGCUCUCCACUUUUAUUUCGAGUCCAACGAGAAGAGGUGUUUCCUAGAAGAGCUGCCAAGUGAUACUAUCGUAGAGGGUCACUAUCGGGCAUUGGUGUGGAAUGAGCCGACAAAAGCUUGGCUGUCCAACUCGGAUAUGGGGAUUACUGUGAAUGUGGUGGAAAUGGCCAGUGGACAUACUGUCGUCAACACAAAGGGACCAUCUGAUGGACGGUUCACCUUCACCUCUCAUGAUCCUGGGGACCACAACAUCUGCCUCUCCACCAACAUAACCGGCGGCUGGAUCUCCACAGAGCACAUCAAGAUGUAUCUCGAUAUCCAAGUCGGGUCCGCCAAACACGACACCACCGCCGAUACCACGCACGUCUCUACCCUCGCUGGCAAGCUCCGCGAGCUCAACAAUAAAGUCGCCGAUAUCCAGCGCGAGCAAAAGUAUAUGCGGGAAGUGGAGGCGACGUUUAGGGAUGCGAGCGAGCGGACGAAUUCGAGAGCGGUCGUGUGGAGUCUGGUGCAGAUGGCGGUACUUGUUGCGGCGGCGUGGGGGCAGAUGAGGUAUUUGAAGAUGUACUUUGGGGAGAAGAAGCUGAGAUGA
This is a messenger RNA of Dioszegia hungarica, 642 nucleotides long. Its product is annotated as putative ER to Golgi transport-related protein. Gene Ontology annotation, biological process: Golgi organization; endoplasmic reticulum to Golgi vesicle-mediated transport; intracellular protein transport. The coding region runs from base 1 to 642 and encodes 213 amino acids. Gene Ontology annotation, cellular component: endoplasmic reticulum-Golgi intermediate compartment; endoplasmic reticulum; Golgi apparatus. The transcript has 5 exons. The record is from RefSeq and is a predicted model, not a curated record. Lineage: Eukaryota; Fungi; Basidiomycota; Tremellomycetes; Tremellales; Bulleribasidiaceae.